UUGUGCUGUGGCCCCGGUGGCUGUUUACCUGCAGAUGCUACUAUUUCCCGCUCGUUGUCCACAGGUGUGCCUCAGUUGUCGGUAUGUUCUCUAAUCCACACCGAGCAGCUCUCGGCGGGCUGUAUGUGCUCGCCGCCCUGCUCCACGCUGCUUCAGGAGAAACGGUGUUCGAAAGUCGCUCCGGAAUGAUCCAGGAGCUCCGGACGGCUCUGGCUGACCUGGCCGGGGAGCAGACGGUGCAGUCGGUACAGAAGGCUUUCACUCAAGUCCUGGGUGUGGUUGCUGGGAGUUUGGCUGGUGGUCUGAACGUGCUCCUGCAGUAUGUGUCACACUUCCUGCAGGCUGCUGGAGUCCAAGUGGUCCUCCCCCUCAGCAGAGUGACUCCAGAUGGGCUGAUCUUUGUUGCUCAGUGGGUUCUCGUGGCUCUCGUUGGCUACUGGCUCAUCUCCCUCGCUUUCCGAUUGGUCGCCUCCACUGUGAAGCGGGCCCUGUGGCUGCUGAAAGUGGGUGUGGCCUUGGCCUGUUUCGGGCUCAUCCUGAGUGACCACAGCGUGGGCACAGAAGCCAUGGCUGUGCGACUGGCCGGCCUGAUGUGCGUCUGCGUCCUGCUGGGCGUUGGAAGUGGGUGGGGCUCUAAGGCGGCUGAUAGAAUGGCUCACCUCGAGGAGCAGCUGAAGGUCCUGGAGCGGCAGCUCAGAGAGAUGGAGGGGUGGAGGAGGAUGGAGGAGUGAAGCUCUGUACGUCUUCCUGUAAAAACACAGAUGUGACGUGAAUCUUUUCUCCUCCCUCAGCAGGAAGACAAACCAUCACAUCUACAUCACCACGCCGACGACACCUCGUCCGUCCCGCUCAGUGACACCUGAAGGAGCUUCUUCAGAUUUGGUACAAACAUUCACCAGGACUCAAGGAUGAAAGGUCACUGUGACCUCACCAGACAUGUUAUAACUCAAGAAUUAAUUCACUAAUUAUGACACUAUUUAACUCAAAUGUCUGACAGAAUAAAAUGGUGAAGUAAUGACAUUUUAUAUCGAAAAGGUUAAAGGUUAAACUUCACUGUGACAUCAUAAUGUUCAGUAAAAACACCUCUGGUCAUCACUCCUGUCACACUGUAACUCAGGAAGGAGAGACUGUGACUAUGUUUCUGACACUUGAGUUGAUUCCAGCUCAGUGAUGACACAGACUCUAGAUGUUCUCAGUAAAUGUUUCAGGGCAGAGAGAGAGCAGGCAUUUCAAGUGUUAUUUGAAAAGCUGUCCUUGCCUUACUUGUGGAGUGGGAAGUGUCUGUGCCUGUCAUGUAGUUGGUCACAUAGUACCAUUGUAUUUAAAGCUGUUUGCGAGGUCCAAAGCCAGAGACUUUUUAUAUCUUCUGAGAUGAAUGUGCAGGGAGAAAUGCUGUUUCCAUAUUCUAAUAAAAAUUCAAUCUAAUGUUUCACA
Molecule: messenger RNA, 1434 nt
Organism: Seriola dumerili (greater amberjack)
Lineage: Eukaryota; Metazoa; Chordata; Actinopteri; Carangiformes; Carangidae
Gene: tmem109
Exons: 3
Coding region: 84-731 (215 amino acids)
Biological process (GO): intrinsic apoptotic signaling pathway in response to DNA damage by p53 class mediator; cellular response to gamma radiation
Source: RefSeq, a predicted model, not a curated record